CUAUGAUUUUCCCUCAAUUUUUUGGUCUCUCUUUCUCAGUUUCUCUCGUUCUUUCUAUCUCUCUCUUAAGUUUUUGUCCCUAUCUCUCUAACAUCGUCACACUCGCCUGAGAAUCAAAGGCUCCAAGAUCAUUACUUUCGGGAAAAAAAAAAGGUAAAAGCAGAACAAUAGAUGAGAAAAUCAAAGAAGAAUAAAAUAUCUUUCUGCCAAAAGCCAAGGAAGCUCUAUUGGGCAAGUUUUGAGUGGCGAGCGGUGAGCAGCAGUGAUCUGGGCUGGGACGACGUUCUCUGCGUCAAGUUGAGGCGGUGGGUCUAUUCCCACAGGUUAAAACUUAAAAGUUGAACGAUCAAGACGGUGCACUGAAGAACUUCAAGAAGAUUGACCAAGUACCAAGUUGCUAGGUGCCACCUACUCAUCUCCUUAUAUGGCCAACAAAGCACUAUAUGGUUAUAUAUGUAUAUACACAUAAAUCAGACAGUAUUCCUUUAUAUGACCUGUAUGUAUGUUAGAUUGAUACCAAUAAGGCACAAAACAUAGCAUGCUAGUAAAACCUCUCAUACCCACCUUGACCUCUAAACAACUAAAUCAAAUCCAUGCUCAAAUCCUCAAAAAUUCAAAACCCCAUUUGUUAAAUGCUUUAGUGGGAGUUCUCACAAACUCCCCCACCCCACAAAAUGCCCUUGUCCUCUACAACCAAAUGCUCCACCACCCAACUUCCCACAAUCAUUACACAUUCACCCAUGCACUCAAGGCAUCCACCUUGUUGCAUGCACACCAAAAGGGCCUUGAAAUCCAUGCACAUGUCAUAAAAUCUGGUUACUAUUCUGAUAUCUUCAUCCAGAACUCCUUGCUUCAUUUCUACAUUGUUGUAAAUGAUAUCAUAUCUGCCUGCUGGAUUUUUGACUCUAUAUCUUUCCCAGAUGUUGUUUCAUGGACUUCGAUCAUUUCGGGGCUUUCUAAGUGUGGUUUUGAGGAGGAAGCUAUUGUUAAGUUUUGUUCCAUGAACAUAAAGCCUAAUUCUACUACUCUUGUUAGUGUUUUGUCUGCUUGUUCUAGCCUAAGAGCUCUCAAGCUCGGCAAAGCCAUUCAUGGAUAUAGUUUGAGGAAUUUGGAUGAAAGUAAUAUUAUUUUGGAUAAUGUAAUACUUGAUUUUUAUGUGAGAUGUGGGUCUUUAGUAAGUGCGAAGUACUUGUUUGUGAACAUGCCUAAGAGAGAUGUGGUUUCUUGGACUACAAUGGUGGGUGGUUAUGCACAAAGAGGAUUUAGUGAAGAGGCAGUGAGGGUUUUCCAGGAAAUGGUGGAAGGAGGAGAAGCUCAGCCUAAUGAGGCCACUAUUGUCAAUGUAUUGUCGGCAUGUUCUUCGAUUGGUGCAUUGAGUUUGGGUCAAUGGGUGCACUCCUACAUUGAAACGCGAAGUGAUCUUCCGGUGGAAGGUAAUGUGGGAAAUGCCUUGAUCAACAUGUAUGUUAAAUGUGGGACUGCGGAUGUGGCAAUUCACAUUUUUAACAAGCUUCUGCGCAAGGAUAUCAUAUCAUGGAGUACCAUUAUUAGCGGCAUGGCCAUGAAUGGCCAUGGCAUGCACGCAUUGCAGCUCUUCUCUCUCAUGCUAGUUCAUGGAGUUCCUCCAGAUGAUGUAACUUUCAUUGGCUUACUAUCAGCCUGCAGCCAUGCAGGCCUUGUAGAUAAAGGCUUGAUGAUCUUUGAAGCAAUGAAAAAUGUAUAUGGUAUUAUGCCCCAAGUACAGCAUUAUGCUUGCAUGGUAGAUAUGUAUGGACGUGCUGGGCUCUUGGAGGAAGCAGAGGAUUUUAUUAGGCAGAUGCCUGUGGAUGCCGAUGGACCAAUUUGGGGAGCUUUGCUUAAUGCUUGCAGAGUUCAUUGGAAUGAGAAGAUGUUUGAACGGAUCAGACAAUGUCUUCUUGAUACAAGAGGUGUGAGUAUCGGGACUUUUGCUUUAUUGUCAAACUCAUUUGCUAGUUCUGAUAGAUGGGAAGAUGCUAAUAAGGUCCGUGAUGAAAUGAGAUCCAUGGGGUUGAAGAAGAUGGCAGGGUGUAGCUGGAUAGAGGUUAAUCCCUCCACCCAUACCCUGGAUAAACCAGAUGCUUGCUUCGCAUAUGCAAGAUAAUAAUCUGCCGUUAUUGAUCAUCCGAAAGAAGAUUUUAAUUGAACUGAUCCGAUUUUUCUGAGAAUUUGGAUAUUCUUCCGUUGCAUCCUUGUAUCAUAAGAGGAAGAGGCAACAUUUCUGUAUUCAUGUAUGCUGUUGGAUGGAGGGUCCUCCAACGUUGAAUGCAUAGUUUUGAUUGGAACUACAUGACCCCUGAUCCGGGGUAUGUUUCAUGACUUGAACUUUGCUAUGUAAGUCUUUUCACUUGGGAAUGUAAUGAUUUUGCGGCUCCUGGGAAGUUCAUUCUAACACACCCAGACAUCAAGAUGUACAUGUUAUUGAGUAUCAGAUGUACCACGUGACUCAUGCUGUUCUGCAUAAAUGCUACCGUGGAACCUGCAUAUCACAUCAAGGUGUAUAUGGCCUUCGAAAUAAUUGUACUAAAGUAAUUUUCUCCUGGUAAUAACUAGUAAGUUGCAUGAUAAACACCCUCUUCAGGCAGCCUGCCAAGCAUGUGCAUUUCAAUAACCUGAUGCCAUUUAAUAUUUGCUUUAUAUGUUUUUACUAUCUCUAUAUUACUUAAAAUAUUCUGAUCCUAGAAUUGCAGAGAGUAUUCAGAUAGAGUUGGCUUGAGGACAAUCAUGCACCUGUUCUUUUCUAAAUUGGAGGACAAUGAGAAAAGGAUGGGUUUGCUGGUGGAGCUCUUUGAGAGGAAUAGUAGAGAGUCCAAAAAGAGAUUUUGCACUGCACUGCAUGAUAGUGCUCCAAUGUUUGUGAUGACUGUAAAGGAUUAGGAAUUAAAUUUUAAUUUCAGAAGCUGAGAGCUCAAUGUUGUUGAUGAGAAAAAGAACUAAAAUUUUGAUGCCUUGUAUCCAGCCUUUCUCCCUUUUGGGGUGGUUCUAUUUGAGCUUGUUUUGCUAAUUCACUUUGUUCAAGUGAAGAUGCUAUUUUAUCUUUUCCCCCAAAUUCAAUUUAAAAUUUAGCAUCUAUUGCUUAAUUUUGAAUUUUGAGAAAUACCUUAACAAUUUGGUUAAUUAAUUCUGAUUUCUGAUUAUGAAGUGUAUGCUAUGUGGAGUGCGGGAACUGGUUCUUUUAGAAUAUUUUUUUUACUUGAAUAUUAUUCUAAAUUUGGUUUUGAUGCUUU
Molecule: messenger RNA, 3245 nt
Organism: Quercus robur (English oak)
Lineage: Eukaryota; Viridiplantae; Streptophyta; Magnoliopsida; Fagales; Fagaceae
Product: pentatricopeptide repeat-containing protein At1g08070, chloroplastic-like
Exons: 5
Coding region: 539-2122 (527 amino acids)
Biological process (GO): RNA modification
Cellular component (GO): intracellular membrane-bounded organelle
Molecular function (GO): protein binding; RNA binding
Source: RefSeq, a predicted model, not a curated record